Messenger RNA from Cheilinus undulatus (humphead wrasse), 1466 nucleotides. RefSeq names its product 8-oxoguanine DNA glycosylase (gene ogg1). Gene Ontology annotation, cellular component: nucleus. Gene Ontology annotation, molecular function: damaged DNA binding; 8-oxo-7,8-dihydroguanine DNA N-glycosylase activity. The coding region runs from base 31 to 1239 and encodes 402 amino acids. The record is from RefSeq and is a predicted model, not a curated record. NCBI's taxonomy places the organism in Eukaryota, Metazoa, Chordata, Actinopteri, Labriformes, Labridae. The transcript is spliced from 7 exons. Gene Ontology annotation, biological process: base-excision repair, AP site formation; nucleotide-excision repair; base-excision repair.
AGCUAGGAAGCUGCUUGCAUCUAAACAGUUAUGGCAAAACAUGCAGUGUUGUCAUCUGGAGCCAAACUGUGGAGGUCUCUGGCUUGUUUAAAGUCAGAGCUUCGCCUGGAUCUCACUCUUUCCUGUGGACAGUCUUUCCGCUGGAGAGAAACUGCAGGAGGUCACUGGACUGGAGUGAUGGGAGGACGAGUUUGGACUUUGACUCAAACAGAUGACACUAUUUGGUACCAUGUUUACAAAUCCCAGGACAGCCAAGGAGAUAGAAGUGACAGGAAGAGAAAAGCUAGUGGCUCUCUUGAAAUGAAAAACAUAUCUGAGAAGAGAUUUAAAGGAGAUGUGAAGAAGGAAGAUGAAGAGCCUGUUGCUGUGACUUUAGCACAAGACACCAAAGAGGAAGAAGAGCUGCUGAGAGAUUACUUCCAGUUAAAUGUUCAAUUGGGUGACCUGUACAAGGAGUGGGGAACAGCAGACCCCCAUUUCAAGCGCAUUGCAGACAUCUUCACAGGUGUAAGGAUGCUGCGACAGGACCCCACUGAAUGCCUGUUUUCUUUCAUUUGCACCUCCAACAACCACAUUUCUCGAAUCCAGGGGAUGAUAGAGAGGCUAUGUCAGGCUCUUGGUGACCCAUUGUGCCAACUAGAUGAAACCUCUUACUACAACUUUCCUUCACUUUCUGCGCUUGCAGAUAUCAGCGUAGAGGCAUGUCUGAGGGAUCUUGGUUUUGGAUACAGGGCUCGUUUCCUUCAGCAGAGUGCAAAACAGAUUUUGGACACCCAUGGACACGAUUGGCUCGAUGGUUUACGCAACGUCCAAUAUUUGCAAGCGCGGGAUGCUCUGCGCACUCUACCUGGUGUGGGCACCAAGGUUGCAGACUGUGUAUGUCUGAUGUCCCUAGAUAAGCCAGAGGUUGUCCCCAUAGACACACAUGUGUGGCAGAUUGCUAAACGUGACUACAGCUAUGCUUCAGGGAAUGGACAAAAGAGCAUCACAGAUAAACUUCACAGGGAUAUUGGGGAUUUUUUCAGAAAACUUUGGGGUCCUUAUGCUGGUUGGGCUCAGUCAGUUUUGUUCUGUGCUGACCUUAAAAAGUUUCAAAAGCUGAAAGAAGUACCACAGCUGAAGAAAGAGGAAGACUGCAAGGAAGAAAUGAGAGCGAUGUGCAAGAAAACAAAAAUCAAGAAGGAGAAAAAUGGAAAUGUGAAGAGCAUCAAAACAAAGUCAGCAAAGAUCUCUGUGUAAAAUGGGAGAGUGGUAAGAGAGGCAAACACUUCUGCACUGAUCUAAAAAUAAAUUUUUAAAACCUCUUUUAAAAAUGAGCUUGAAUGAAAUAAGUAGAAGAUGUAUUAGUCGGUUUCAUGGUAUAGAAAAAAUGAAAAAAUAUAUUCUCAGGGCAUCUUUACACAUGUUUGUGUCUCUUUUUGUGAAUUCUGCCAUGUCUUAUUGUCAGUGCAAACACUUUAAAUGUA